Monoraphidium neglectum is the source of this 777-nucleotide messenger RNA. RefSeq names its product phosphoglycerate mutase. NCBI's taxonomy places the organism in Eukaryota, Viridiplantae, Chlorophyta, Chlorophyceae, Sphaeropleales, Selenastraceae. Gene Ontology annotation, cellular component: cytoplasm. Gene Ontology annotation, biological process: glucose catabolic process. The record is from RefSeq and is a predicted model, not a curated record. The transcript is spliced from 8 exons. Gene Ontology annotation, molecular function: manganese ion binding. Bases 1 to 777 code for a protein of 258 amino acids.
AUGGCGCCCUCAAUGACUCUGGCUGCCCACCCAACAAUCCCCAAGCCUGAGGGCCCCGUGAUGGUGUGCAUUCUUGAUGGAUGGGGCGUCAAUGUGGAGGAUCAGUACAACGCCGUCUUCUCCGCGGACACCCCCAACACGGAUGCCCUGAAGGCCGUGCCAGAGAGGUACCGCUCCGUGAAGGCUCACGGCACCGCGGUCGGGCUGCCCUCCGACGCCGACAUGGGCAACAGCGAGGUGCGGGGCGCCCAGGGAGCAGGGGCGGCAGGCGCCGCGGGCGCUGCGCUGGCCAAAGCAACGGCGGCGGGCGAUGAAACAGCAGACUCGUUCAUGUCCGCUCGCUCUCUGAGGGUCGGCCACAACGCGCUGGGCUCCGGCCAGGUGGUGGACCAGGGGGCCCGCCUGGUGGACAUCGCGCUCGAGACAGGCAAGAUGUACGAGGGCGCCGGCUGGAAGCUGAUCAGCGAGGCGUUCGCGGACCACACGGUGCACUUCAUUGGUCUGCUGUCGGACGGCGGGGUGCACUCGCGCUACGACCAGCUGGUUGGGUGCAUCAAGGGUGCCGUGGAGCGCGGCGCCAAGCGCAUCCGCGUGCACGUGCUGACCGACGGCCGCGACGUCCCCGACGGCUCCAGCGUGACCUUUGUGCAGCAGCUGGAGGAGGACCUGGCCGCGCUGGCAGACAAGUGUGACGCAAAGAUUGCGUCUGGCGGCGGCCGCAUGAACAUCACCAUGGACCGCUACGAGCUCGCACACCUUGAUGAGCCGCCCUGCUGA